This is a messenger RNA of Pelagomonas calceolata, 925 nucleotides long. Lineage: Eukaryota; Pelagophyceae; Pelagomonadales; Pelagomonadaceae. The record is from the annotation of a GenBank genome assembly.
CACGCUAGAAACGGCGCUGCUCCGGCUAUCCGCGCGCGCGCGGACCUAGCCCAUCUUCUUAAGUGCUUCUUAUUGACUGCUUUUACGUAUUUCAACUCGCUGCCAUUUGUGCGGCCCACCCCUGCGCCAUAGCAAAAGCUUGCCUCAGCUGCACUGACAGAGGAUGAGUGAACUCACAGCAACCGCAGACGCCGACAGCGCUCACACCCCAGUCGAGCUCAUCCUGCUGCGCUGUCCCGAAGUCUUCUGCUACAAAGUGCCUCCGCAAGCGUCGGCGGCGGGCCACCGCGCGGAAGACUGGAACCUCGGAGAACCGCGCUUCACGGGCCGCCUGCACCUCGUCGGCGUCGGCAGCACGCUCGAGUGCCGCGUGCUCAAGCAAGACGAUGGGGACGACGCGCCCGUGGCCGUGUGCCCCGUGCGGACGGGCGACAAGGCGCCGCCCGUCGAUGCCGUGGUCUGCGCCGUCGUCGACAGCAGUCGCUACUUCGUGUUCCGCUGCGAGGACGCGAAGGGCCGGCGCGCGUACCUCGGCGUCGGAUUCCGCGAGCGCGACCAGGCCUACGACUUCAAGGCCUCGAUCGACGACUUUGUGCGCGCGGCGCGCCGCGAGGCGACGGCGGCCGUCCUGCGCGAGGCGGCCGAGGAGGCGGCGGCGAGUCCCGUCGCCGCCGCGCCGGCCGUCGACAUGUCCCUCAAGGGCGGCCUGAAGCUGAGUUUUGGCGACAAGGCGUCGCCGUCGGCGUCGCCGCCGCGGCGCGAGGCCGGCGCCGUACCGAAGCUCGCGCCGCCGCCCGUGCCGAAGCUCGCGCCGCCGCCGCCUGUGUUGGAGGAAGAUGAGUUUACGGCGUUCUCGUCCGCGCCGGCGGCGCCGCUCGAAGAGGGCUGGGCGGACUUCGCGGACGCGUUCCCGGAGGCGAGCUAG